Molecule: messenger RNA, 1809 nt
Organism: Taeniopygia guttata (zebra finch)
Lineage: Eukaryota; Metazoa; Chordata; Aves; Passeriformes; Estrildidae
Source: RefSeq, a predicted model, not a curated record
AUGCGUGCCUGGCCCCGGUGCCCGCUGGUCGAGGACAGCUUCAGCCGCCUCCGCUCCCAGAGCAACGUCUACGGGCUGGCGGCGCUGCCGGGCCCGCCCGGUACCGGCCCCGGUUCCCGCUCCUGGUUCCGUUCCCGGUUCCGCCCCGGUUCUGGACCCCGGUCCCGGUUCGUUUCCCGGUUCGGGUUCCGGUUCCAGUCCGGAUCCCGGUUUGGGUUCGGGUCCCGGUUCGGGUUCGGGUUCGUGUCCCGGUCCCGGUUCCGUUCCCGGUUCCGGUCCCGGUCCCGGUUCCGGUUCGUGUCCCGGUUCCGGUCCGUGUCCCGUUUCCGGUUCGGGUUCCGGUUCCUGUCCCGGUUCCGUUUCCGGUCCCGGUUCCGGUCCGUGUCCCGUUUCCGGUUCCGGUCCCGGUUCCGGUCCGUGUCCCGGUCCCGGUUCCGGUCCGUGUCCCGUUCCCGGUCCCGGUUCCGGUUCCGGUUCGUUUCCCGUUCCGGUUCCGGUUCCGGUCCGUGUCCCGGUCCGUGUCCCGUUCCCGGUUCCGGUUCCGGUUCCGGUUCGGGCCCGGGCGCGCUGCUGGCGGCGGCGCUGAAGGGGAAGGUUUCUCUGUUCCGGUACCGGCAGCUGCGGCCGCGGCUCCGCCCCAUGGCCCGGGAGCUGCAGUUCACCUACAUCCCCGUGGACGCCGAGAUCGUUUCCAUCGAUUCCUUCCCCAAAUCCCCCCCCCAGCGCGGCCUCGUGGUGGGCAUCACCUUCAUCAAGGACUCGGGGGACAAGCCCAGCCCCUUCCUCAACAUCUACUGCGACUACGAGCCCGGCUGCGAGUUCGACCUCGACUCCGUGGCCCAGAGCUGCGUGAACCUGGAGCUUCGCUUCACCCCCUUCCAGUUGUGCCACGCCCAAGUCCGUGUGGGGGAGCACCUGGAGACCGUUUUCCUGCUGAGUGGGAAUGACCCGGCCAUCCACCUGUACAGAGAGAACCCCGGCUCGCACCAGUUCGAGGAGCAGCCGAUCCAGCUGCUCUUCCCGGAGCUGCAGGACGUUCCCAGCACGGUGCUCUGGCUGGAUGUCCGCCCCCUGCCCGGCUCCGGCCAUCGGCUCUCGGCUCUGGGCUGCCACAGCGGCUUCGUGCGGGCGGCGCGUGUUCAUGAGGGCUCGGGAGCGGUGCUGCAGAGCUGGAGCGUGCAGCAGGACGGGCCCAUCUCGGCCGUGCUGCUCUUCCCGCUGCCCUCGGACGGCGACGAAGACCCCGAGGAUUCCUGGAGCCUCCUGGUGAGCAGCGCCCUGGAGGCGGCCGUGGUUUAUCGGCGGCUGCUGCGCCGGGGCCUGGCGGCGCCGCUGGAGCUCCCCGGCAGCCGCGGCUCCGACGCCGUCGUUUGUGCCAAAGUCGCCGACGUCGACUUCGACGGCGCCGCCGAAAUCCUGCUGGGCACCUACGGCCAGGAGCUGCUGUGUUACAAAUAUUUUGGGGCCAAUUCGGGCGAUUUUGGGCAAUUUCUGCCGCUCUGGGCCCGGCGCUUCCCCUCCCCCCUGCUGGCGCUGGAGCCGCUGGACCUGACGGGGGAUGGGCUGCAGGAGCUCGCCGUGGUCUGCCUGGGGGGGCUGCACGUGCUCCAGCACAGCCUGGAGCCGACGGCGCGGCUGCUGCGGGAGCGGCUGCGGAGGGAAGUGCAGCACAAACGGGGCAAAAAAACGGAAAAACGGGAAAAAACGCCGGAAAAACGGGAAAAAACGCAAGAAAUUUGGGGGAAAAACCCGGAAAAUUGGGAAAAAAAUCCGGAAAAAUGGGAAGAAACCACAGAGAAACGGGAAAAA